Molecule: messenger RNA, 1104 nt
Organism: Vicia villosa (hairy vetch)
Lineage: Eukaryota; Viridiplantae; Streptophyta; Magnoliopsida; Fabales; Fabaceae
Exons: 4
Coding region: 1-1104 (367 amino acids)
Molecular function (GO): nucleic acid binding; zinc ion binding
Source: RefSeq, a predicted model, not a curated record
AUGGAAGCUGCAAAAUCCACAUACUACCAAGGUUGGCUUCAGAAGAUGAAUGAGUUAAAGUUGGUAGAUCCUAAUGCCUGGACAUGGUUAAUGGGUGUUCCUCCAAAGGCCUGGUGUAAUCAUGCUUUCAUCCAUCAAGCUAUUUUGAGUGUUAGAGACAAACCUAUUUUGACAAUGUGUGAGUGGAUUAGGAAGUAUUUGAUGAAUAGGUGUUCUGCCUCAUCCAUCAAGCUGAAAAAAUGGCCUCAUAAAGUAAUGCCAAUUCCUAGGAAAAGGCUUGGUAAAGAGGUCAUGCUUAGUGGGCAUUGGUUGCCCACUUGGGCAAUGGAUGAGACUUUUGAGGAGCUGGUUGGUAUCCCUUGUAGACAUGAUAUUGCUGCUCUAGGUUUCAGACAACAAAAUCCAGAAGAUUUUGUAGACCAUUGUUACCACAGGGACAAGUAUGCCAUAUGUUAUAGUUUUGCUAUAAGUCCAAUAAAUGGUGAAGAAAUAUGGCCUGAAGUACAAUCUGAUCCAGUAAUGCCCCCUAUGUACAAGAGAGGUCCUGGCAGGCCUAAAAAAUUAAGGAUUAGAGAGUAUGGAGAAGAUGGUGCAAGGAGGAGGAGAUUGCCAGGUGUGUCUUAUAGGUGUACUAAAUGUGACAAGUUUGGUCACAAUGCUCAAACUUGCAAAAGCACAACUCAAGAUCCCAAUGCACUAAAGAGAAAGAGGAAAGUGAAAGUGGAAGUUCAAUCUGGUACAACUCAGGAAAUUACACAAACUGAAGUUCAAACUCAAGGGCUAGGUGAAGGGCAAGCUGAAGGGCAAUUGAUAGGGCAAGCUGAAGAGCAAGCUGAUGGGCAAGCUGAAGGGCAAGGUGAUGGGCAAGGUGAAGGGCAAGGUGAAGGGCAAACUAACAUGCACAAGACCCUGCAGAGAAUGGAUCAACACAAAAAAGGUAAGAAGCAUAUCAAAAUGAGGACAAGUGAAAGACAGAAAUUGUUCUGGUUUAAGAAACCAAUCAUAGGGCCAGGUGCUAAUCCAGAUCAACCAUUGUCUUUAACUGAUGAAGAGAAUGAUGGUGACUCAAAGCGUGGAAAGAAUAAAUUAAAGAAGAAGUUUUAA